Molecule: messenger RNA, 1206 nt
Organism: Rhopilema esculentum
Lineage: Eukaryota; Metazoa; Cnidaria; Scyphozoa; Rhizostomeae; Rhizostomatidae
Molecular function (GO): zinc ion binding
Source: RefSeq, a predicted model, not a curated record
AUGCAUAAGGAUAUUAUCCAAGCCUAUCUGCAUAGAAAGUUCGGCAACAGAGAAAUGUCAGUGUCAUCCAUUACACCAUCACAGAGGAUGAACAAAACCAAGCACAGGCUGUGGAUCUUGUUUAAUUUGGAUGGGAGCAUAAUCACAGCAUUUUGUAUGUGUACUGCUGGCCAUAGUCAGUGUUGUAACCAUGUUGGAGCUGCAUUGUACAAAAUCGAAUAUGCCAAUGAAAAGGAAUCACUGACCCUGCUUGUACUGAUGAAGCCUGCCCAUGGAAUACUGCUGCAAAAAAAGGUCACCCCCUUGAAAGUAAAGGACAUGCACUUAGUUAUGCACAAAAGGGGAAAAUCUGAAAAGCAAAAGAAGUUUCUCAUGUGCAAAGAAAAGCAGGGGUUUGAUCCACGGCAUCAAGGUGCUCAGGAGGUGAUCGCGGAAGAUAUAGCUGCCUUUUUUGCAAAUAUUAAACAAGUUUUACCAACAGCUGUUGUAAACCACACAUUUGCACAUGCACCUGAGAAAGAUGUGCCCCCAUCAUUGUUGGAGAUUGUCUCAAAUAUAGUAAAAAAUUCAACAAAGGAUCCAGAUCAAAUAUUGGAGACAUUUUUAGCAAAGCUUUCUUUCAAUGAUGAUCAGCUGAGAGAGCUUGAGAAAGUGACAAAGAGCCAAUCAAGUUCUAGAGAUUGGUACAAGCAAAGAAAAGGGCGGAUCACUGCAUCAAAAUUCCAUGAUGUGCAUUCAAAGAUGCAGGCCUUAUCAAGGAAGGGCAAGGCUUGCAGAGUAACCCUACUUAUUUUGGCCAUAGUGGAGCCAAAAAUUUUAUUGAGCGUCCCAUCUCUUGAAUUGGGCAAGCAAAAUGAAAAAAAUGCUGCAGAGGCUUUCAUGCAACAAGAAGGAAAGCAUCAUGAAAAUGCCAAAUUUAUUCCCUGUGGUUUAUAUUUGUACAAACCACACCCAUAUAUUGGUGCAACACCAGAUAACAUUUUCAGUGCAAAUGCUGUAGUCCAAGUCCAAGUCAAAUACAAAUGCCAAUUUACUAUAAAGGAAGAGGACAUUCAAACUUCUUGGAAUAAAAUUAACUUUUUGGUAAAAGUUUAUGAGACAAUUAAACUAAAAAGAAGCCACAAGUAUUCAGAUCACAGGGCAAAUGGCAGUGAAUGGACUAAGGCAGACAUACUUCAUUGUAUACACAAAGAAAAGUAUUUUUGA